CAGCAAAAGUGGAGUUCUUAUGCCAAAACAGAAAACGCAUGAUAAUAACGUUUAUUCAUAUACUCUUUUGACUCUUCAGGUUCCUUGUACACUUUUACUCACAUCAAACAAUAACUUUCAUCUGACCACAUACAACAACAGAGAUUUCACUGAGAUAACUAUCAAUGUCUCAGACGACUUCCAUGUCGUUGACAGAGAGAGUUUAUAAUCAUCUUUGUCUUUCCGAUGUUUCACUGGCGUUGUUUGGACUCCUUGUGUUCUGUUGCCUGCGUGAGAAGAUUACCAAAAAGGAGGGCCCAACGAUAUGGCCAGUGUUGGGAAUCACUCCAGAGUUCUUCUUUCACAGGAAUGAUGUGUAUAGUUGGGUCACAAGGUGUUUAAAAAAAUGCCGAGGUACAUUUCUCUAUAGCGGAAUGUGGUUUAGUGGGUCUUCUGGAGCUGUGACUUGUGUCCCUGCGAAUGUUGAGUACAUGCUCAAGACUAAUUUCAAGAACUUCCCCAAAGGUACCUUCUUUAUAGAACGGUUCAGUGAUCUGCUCGAGGAUGGUAUCUUCAAUGCUGAUGCUGAGUCUUGGAAGGAGCAACGACGGAUCAUCAUAACCGAAAUGCAUUCAACCCGUUUCGUGGAGCAUUCCUUCCAGACAACACAAGACUUGGUAAGGAAGAAGCUGUUGAAGGUGAUGGAGAGUUUCGCAAAGUCACAAGAGGCUUUCGACCUCCAAGAUGUGCUCUUGCGCUUGACAUUUGACAACAUCUGCAUUGCGGGUCUAGGUGAUGACCCUGGAACUCUGGAUUCUGAUCUUCCCCUUGUUCCAUUUGCUCAAGCUUUUGAAGAAGCAACUGAAUCUACGCUCUUUCGAUUCAUGAUUCCUCCUUUUAUAUGGAAGUCCCUCAAGUUCUUGGACAUCGGGUAUGAGAAAGGUCUCAGGAAAGCUGUUGAGGUUGUUCAUGAGUUUGUCAACAAGAUAGUUGUGGAUCGUAUCUGCCAGCUCAAGGAGGAUAAAACGUUAGGUAACAAAUCCGAUGUUCUCUCGAGGAUUAUUGAGAUCGAAAGUCACAAGAAGACUGAUGAAAAAGAUCCUUCCACAAUCAAAUUCUUUAGACAAUUCUGCACAAGUUUCAUCUUAGCUGGAAGAGACACAAGUUCAGUUGCACUUACAUGGUUCUUUUGGGUGAUACAGAAACACCCAGAAGUUGAAAACACAAUCAUCAGUGAGAUCAGAGAAAUAUUGAAAAAGCGAGAGGAUCACGAAAGCAGAAAAAACGAGAGUCUCUUCACGGUCAAAGAACUAAACGACAUGGUAUAUCUGCAAGCAGCACUUUCAGAAAGCAUGAGACUUUACCCUCCAAUUCCAAUGGAAAUGAAACAAGCCACUGAAGAUGAUGUUUUCCCCGAUGGGACUUUCAUACGUAAAGGUUCACGGAUUUACUUUGCAACUUACACCAUGGGAAGGACGGAAUCCAUUUGGGGGAAAGACUGUGAAUCAUUUAAACCAGAGAGGUGGAUCCAAGCAGGGAAUUUUGUGAGUGAUGACCAAUUCAAAUACGUUGUGUUUAAUGCUGGACCAAGGCUGUGUUUAGGGAAAACAUUUGCUUACCUACAGAUGAAGACAGUUGCUGCUUCAAUCUUGUUGAGGUACUCAAUCAAGGUUGUUAAAGAUCAUGUCGUUGUCCCCAGAGUUACUACAACCUUGUACAUGAAGCACGGUCUGAAGGUGACUAUCACGCCAAAGUCGCUGGAAAGGAAGAUACACGUCCAAGAUUAGAAAAAGUAAAGGUCCACAGAUCAAAAACGAAGAGAUUGUAGGAGAAGUUACUUGAGUCAUGUCCCUAGUUAGAAGCAUUACAAAAGAUUAAGACUUUUAAGGGGAAAACUGCAAUGUUUAACAUCAAAACUGCAAUGUAACAUCUUCACCUUCUCCUACGUUACCUCAGUAAAAUAGUAUAUACUAGUUUCUCAAGCA
Molecule: messenger RNA, 1964 nt
Organism: Capsella rubella
Lineage: Eukaryota; Viridiplantae; Streptophyta; Magnoliopsida; Brassicales; Brassicaceae
Product: cytochrome P450 86B1-like
Exons: 1
Coding region: 165-1766 (533 amino acids)
Molecular function (GO): iron ion binding; oxidoreductase activity, acting on paired donors, with incorporation or reduction of molecular oxygen; heme binding
Source: RefSeq, a predicted model, not a curated record